AUGGCAGGUCAGAAAAAGGCAACGAAUGGCCCGUGGACUUUCCUCUCAACCUUUUGUGUGAUGGUUGCUCUUGCCUAUCUUACUUUAAAUCAUUCCUCGCCGUCACUCCUGAUCUCUUCUCAAUGGAAAAGGGUGGGUAUUGAUUCUACUGUUCUCUCAAACACCACCAAUCGGUUUGAAUUGGCACCAGAUCUCCAUGUUUCGCGUAAGCCAACUUUGCAAAGAUUAAAUUGGAAAUUAUCAAAGCUGGACGCGCGCCCUGAUGGGGUUCGAAGGUCCGUUUACUCAAUCAAUAGUCAGUUUCCCGGGCCCACUAUUGAAACCCGGACCGGUGAUCACCUUAUCAUCACCGUUGAAAAUCAUCUGAGCGAGGAGAAUGUCACCAUUCACUGGCAUGGUCUAAAUGUCCCUAAUUUUAUGGAUGGGAUGCCUAGCGUAACACAGUUAGAGAUUCAACCUGGUGAUAGUUUUGUUUAUGACUUCGUCGUUCCCUUAAAUCAAGCGGGAACCUUUUGGUACCAUGCUCACACAGAUCUAAAACAUGCGGAAGGUCUUUAUGGGGCAAUUGUGGUUCAUAAACCAGCUUCCGGUUCAGAGCUUGUCGAGAAGGAAUUAUUCGGUUAUGAUAGAGAGCUCCUUCUCCAGAUCGGUGACUGGUACCAUCAACCAGCCGCAAAACUCAUGUCCCAUUACAUGUCUGCGGCGUCCUUUGGAAAUGAGCCAGUACCAGACUCGCUCCUCAUAAAUGGAGUUGGUCGGUUUGAAUGUGAAAUGGCAGUACCUGCGCGACCAGUGGACUGCAUUUCUCAAUGCCCAGAUUUCUCAUUUUUGGCACUGGAAAGGGAUUCAACGUACCGUAUUCGUGUGAUUAAUACUGGUUCAAUGGCUGGUUUUACUCUGCAAUUUGCAGAUUGGUUUCUGGAAGUCAUCGCGUUGGACGGUGUAGAAGUGCAAAAACAAUCUUCUGAAGCCCAGUCUGCUGGAAUACUUUUUCCCGGCCAACGAAUGGAUUUGAUCCUACGCCCCUCUCAAAAGCCCCUUCACAGAGACAAAUCAAAUAUGAUGGUUGCUCUCCAUACCAACAUGAUGCCGUACUUUGACUUUGAAAACUGCUCAGUUGAAUCUAUCGAUUUGCUAAAUCCCACGCACGUUGAUGUCAAUAAGAUCCCUUCAGCGUCAUCAGUAUUAGCAUUGCUACCUUUGGUGGCGCACGAGACUCAUGUGGUCUACACCAAAAUCCAGAAAAUGGCCAUCAACGAGAAUGAACCAUGGGGCUACUUCAACUCUACUUCCUGGCGACCUCAGCAACAACCACGCGUUCCUUUGAUCGAUCUUCCCCGGGCCCAAUGGGACAAGAAUCAAUUUUCAAUAUCGACCGGCCCUGAGCCAAUUUGGGUGGAUAUUGUGCUCAACAAUCUGGAUGAUGGGGGCCAUCCUUUCCAUCUACACGGCCAUAACUUCUAUGUCUUGCAUGUUUACCAAGCGGCUAUUGGCUGGGGAUCAUACAAUCCUUUCAAGGACUCGUUCCCUCCCGGCCUUGACCCAGAAUUCCCGAAUUAUGAUUUAUCGAAGGCAGUGUUGAGAGACACGGUUUAUAUUCCUCGCCGAGCAUAUGCUGUUCUACGAUUCCAGGCAAAUAAUCCUGGUCUGUGGUUUCUACACUGCCACAUAGUCUGGCAUCUAGCUGGUGGCAUGGCGAUGAUUGUGGAUGUUAUGGGAGGGUAA
This is a messenger RNA of Penicillium macrosclerotiorum, 1725 nucleotides long. RefSeq names its product multicopper oxidase family protein. The coding region runs from base 1 to 1725 and encodes 574 amino acids. The record is from RefSeq and is a predicted model, not a curated record. The transcript is spliced from 7 exons. Lineage: Eukaryota; Fungi; Ascomycota; Eurotiomycetes; Eurotiales; Aspergillaceae. Gene Ontology annotation, molecular function: oxidoreductase activity; copper ion binding.